Messenger RNA from Hippoglossus stenolepis (Pacific halibut), 3095 nucleotides. Its product is annotated as thrombomodulin-like. The transcript has a single exon. Gene Ontology annotation, molecular function: transmembrane signaling receptor activity; calcium ion binding. The record is from RefSeq and is a predicted model, not a curated record. Gene Ontology annotation, cellular component: membrane. Lineage: Eukaryota; Metazoa; Chordata; Actinopteri; Pleuronectiformes; Pleuronectidae. Bases 203 to 1780 code for a protein of 525 amino acids.
GUGUGGGGGUUGAGCAAUCAGACCAGGGCUUAAACCACAAACCAGGACGGAACUUCCUUCCUCGCCUGGUCUUACAAAAAAAACACACUCAGCUGGAGGCCUUUAUAAAUGGGGACUAUGUUAAGCUCUCAGUCACUGGAUCAGACUCAGAUCGUCGAGCACAGAGUUUCACACCAUCGUGGGUUUUUCUAACAUCGACAUCAUGAGUCCUACAACACAAGCUCUGCUGAUUUGCGUGGUUUUCCUCUGCGGGCUGGAGGACGCGGUGCUCGCCCUGCACGGACACUGCGCCGACAAUCGGUGUUUUGUGCUUUUACGCGAAUCCGAGGACUUUCCGGGGGCGCAGAGACGCUGCAGUGGCAAGGGGGGACAGUUGCUCACGAUCCGCCCGGAACAAGCGGAGGAGACAUUAACGGGUCCACUGAGCGGACAUAGCGGGAGUUACUGGCUGGAGCUGCAGGGCGACGGCAGGAAGCCAGAGGAAGCCCCGGCAGAUCUUGGAAACUGCUCCUCCGUCUCCAUGUCGGGGGAAGGGAACAUCGUGGUGUCCGGGAAGCAGUGCCGCAACCGACUGGACGGGUUUCUGUGCCAGUACACGUUCCAGGAUCCUUGCAGUCGCAUCAAGGCGGACGGGGGCGCACAGGUGAGGUAUACCACUCAUAUGGGUUUCGACGUCAACGACUCUGAAGCGUUUCCACCAGGAACCAUCGCUGUAGUGGACAAGGUCGGUGGAAAAUAUCUGGACUCGAAACAUGUGUGUGCCUCGGGGGUGUGGGCGCGCGCUCCCUGGGGCUGUGAGGUGUUUAAGGGCGGGUGCGAGCACAGCUGCAACCAAACAACACGCACCUGCAUCUGCCCCGAGGGACAAGCCCUCCACCCCAACAGCAUCACCUGCGCCAAGGACCCGUCGGAUGGCUUUCCUCACGCUGGCGGGUGCGCCAGGGGCUACAAGCUGGCGCAGGACGGGAAACGCUGCGUGGACGUGGACGAGUGCAAGGAGGGGGGGGACCCGUGCACAGCCGAGGGCCAGGAGUGUUUGAACACAGAGGGGGGGUUCGAGUGCAGGUGCAGAGAUGGCUUCGAUAUGGAGGAGGGGGCGUGCGUAGACGUUGCGAUCUGCAUAAUGUGCGAGCACAUGCUGUGCGUGAAGCCCACUGGGGUGUACGAGUGUGCGUGCAGGGAAGGGUUCAGGGUGUCAGCCAAGGACCCCACCAAGUGCAAGCGACACUGCACUGAGAGAGACUGUGAGGCCGUGUGCACAGACGACAAAGAUGUGCAGAGCCCGGACAUGCUCGAUUGCGAAUGCCCCGAGGGCUACAUUAGAGACAUGAGGAACGGCACGGCCAUUUGCACGGACAUCGAUGAGUGUGUGGGGGACAGCCAGUGUGACCACAAGUGUGAAAACGCGUUCGGUGGUUACAGGUGUUUGUGCUUCGAGGGCUACAGGCUGCAGGGGAACUUCGAGUGUGUGCCGACCGAGGAGGAGGACGGCGGGUCAGGCGCUUUUCCUCUACACCCCGUACCGGCCACCGCUCACCCAGCCGCGGUGCCCUCCUACAUCAGGACCGGCAGCGUCCUGGGCAUCACCGUGUUCAUGGCACUGUGCGCGGCGCUGCUGUGUGUGGUGGUGCACACCAUUGUGAAACGCUGCGGCAGGUUCGAGCUCUCCUCCUUCAGACGUCCAGACAUAGAUGUUUUCUACCUGCAGCAGGUGACCACGGAGACCUACAAGAGGCUGUCCUUCGACAAACAGUUCAAAGGUGACUUGCAAAGACUGUGAUCUGGAGCGGGCAUAUGGGACUUUUAGUUUUCACACUCAUCCAGAAAGCGUAGAAAGCGUUCAUAAGUAUCUCUUACAGCAGCGAUGGAUGAGGUCAAAUAAGACUUUAAGGAGAAACAGCUUCAUGCUUCCUGGAUAUGUAACAGAUUUCUAUAUGGAAUUGGCUGUUAAUUAGCAUCGUGGUUAUAAACGUUCACCUAUUAUAUUGCUAAGAUGGAACAUUUUUGGAUUUCCUGCAGUCAGAACAAUAUAUAUCAAACAAAAGAUGCAGUUACACUGAAAAAAACAGUGUCAAGUAAUGGUACUAAAAAGUAAGAGGGGUCAUUUUAAACAUUUUAAAUGUACUCAAAAGUAAAAGUACCACACACGUAACACAAUAAGCUCCUUACAUUUAUUGAAUAAGAAAGUACAGAUAUUUGCUCAUAUAUGUAGCAGAAUAAAAGUUAAAAUGAACCGUAAAUGUAUCUACCUAAGUAAAGUCACAUGACAAAUGUACAAAGUGAAUGUAUACUUAGUUACAUCUAAACACUGAUUGCAGUUCCCUUAAAAGUGUUAAAACUCCAUCAUUGUAAAUCAUAGGUUUUGUUACGGUCACUGGAGUGUGUGGAUUAUCUCAUGUAUUUAUAUAUAGACACACAAAGCUUUUUAUAUUUAAUUCUUUAGAGCACAAAAAUGUGCCUUCGUCUUUGCUCAACAUUUUUACUUUGCAUUUAAUGUUUUAUUACACGUAUCAGCUGUUAUACUGUAUUUCAUCUUUUUAUAAGGUCACACUGGACGUAUUAUCGAUAAAAAAAAGCCCAAAAGAAGAAGAAAGUCUCUCAUUAGUUAGCACUGACAUUGGACCACCACUAUUAGUUUUAAUUAGGGAUGCACCGAUAUGGAAAUUCUUGGCCGAUACCGAUACCGAUAUUUAAAACAACAAUCUAGCCGAUAGCUGAUACCGACACCGAUAUUUGUUUAUUACUUGAAUAAUAUGAAAAACAGAAAAAGUGACAAGUGUAACUUUAGAUGCCAUGGAUGGACAUAGACACCUAUUCAGCCAAACAUUGAACAGUAUCACCAGGCCUACUCAAGACAUCAUCUCAACUGUAAACAGAUGCUUGCAAUGCAGCCUUACAAAACACUAGCAUAAACCCUUAGGGAAUGCCAUGUAAAUUCAAGUCAAGAUGCAGUGCUACUACUAGCUUGGUGUGCAACACAACACAAUAGGAGGUGUCGGGGGUAAAUGACGUAUUCUCCAAGCAAGCCUUUAGCUUGCUAGACUGAAAAUCAUUUUUCAGUCUGUUUCCUGGCGCGAUACGCUCGCUCGCACGCC